Molecule: messenger RNA, 526 nt
Organism: Scomber japonicus (chub mackerel)
Lineage: Eukaryota; Metazoa; Chordata; Actinopteri; Scombriformes; Scombridae
Product: hepcidin-like
Exons: 3
Coding region: 97-357 (86 amino acids)
Source: RefSeq, a predicted model, not a curated record
CAUUUUGCAUAUUCAACCAUCAGACUGGAAGAACUCAAAGGAGCUGACAGAGUCAUCUAGAUCAGUAGAAAUCUUGCUGUUUCAAACCUUCCUAAGAUGAAGACCUUCAGCGUUGCAGUUGCAGUGGCCGUUAUGCUCACCUUCAUUUGCAUUCAAGAGAACUCUGCUGUCCCAGUCGUUGGAGUGGAAGAGAUGGAGGAGAUGCCCAGCAAUGACAGUCCAGUUGCUGCAGUAUCAGAGGACUCAAGGAAGAUGGGGAAAUGGAGCUAUUUUUCAAAAUUCAACAUUCCAAAGAUAAAGUGUGGCCGUUGCUGCACCAGAAGUUUCUGUAUAUUCUGCUGUCGUGCUCAAAGUUAAAUUAUUACAGACAAUAGAAUAUUUUUUUAAACUUUUGUUAAGAGUUGAUGUCAGAGAUUAUGAGUUUAAGUUGGUUGCACAUGAUGUAAUGAAGGUACUGUAUGUCACCUGUUAGUCUUGUUCCACUUGCUGUGUAUCAUUGUUAAUAAAAAACACUUCUUUUCUGAAA